Messenger RNA from Myotis davidii, 2057 nucleotides. It is a transcript of the gene BNIPL, whose product is annotated as BCL2/adenovirus E1B 19kD interacting protein like. The record is from RefSeq and is a predicted model, not a curated record. Gene Ontology annotation, biological process: apoptotic process. Bases 363 to 1454 code for a protein of 363 amino acids. NCBI's taxonomy places the organism in Eukaryota, Metazoa, Chordata, Mammalia, Chiroptera, Vespertilionidae. The transcript has 12 exons. Gene Ontology annotation, cellular component: cytoplasm.
UUUUUCUUUUGGGCAAACCUGCUCAUUGAGAAGGGAGGUGGCAAAACCUGUUUGAGAGUGAGGUUACCUCCCUUCCACACCUUCCUCCUUAGAGGCAAGACAACAACAGCUGAGGCAGAGAAAGGGUAGAGAAUUGUUGGAGAGCUGGGGCGACCAAUUCCCUGAGGACUCCAGGUGUUUAAAGAAGGGGGCACAUUUGUGAAGAUGGGAACUACACAAGAGGCAGGAGAAAAGACAUUGGCUCUGGGACCUGGUUUCCCCUGACCACUCCCCAGCAGGUGGAGGAAAGGCAGGCCUGCCUAGGUGCCAUCUUCCUGGACUUUGCCAAGUGACAGCUGGGCAGGUCUGUCGGCUUCCAGCCAAUGGUCAUGUGGAAUACCUCUCACCCCUACUGUGUAGGUGGAGCAGCUGCCAUAGAGGGUCAGGGAGAAUGCAGAAGCAGCAGGACUAGGAGCCUCCGUGAGACUUGGAGAACUGGAGCUGAAGGAGGAAUGGCAGGACGAAGAGUUCCCCAGGUGAGGAGAUUGCUUCCUGAAGAGUCUGACUCUUCUGAAGACCCCGACGAUCCUAAAAGGGACUCACAGGCAGGUACCCCCAGCACUUUAGCCCUGUGUGGCCAGCGCCGCAUGCGUAAACGUCUUUCUGCCCCAGAGUUACGACUGAAUUUGACGAAGGGGCCUGGAGAUAAUGGUGUUUCUCCCAUCCACUCUGUACCUUCCUCUCCUGAUGACAGUACUGACCUGGAAAUAGACGAAUUGGAGACACCUUCAGACUCUGAGAAGCUGGACAGUGGACAUGAAUUUGAAUGGGAAGAUGAGCUACCCCAGGCAGAGGGCCUGGGGGCCAGUGAGGCAGCUGAAAGGCUGGGCCAGGGUUGUAUGUGGGAUGUGGCUGGAGAAGACGGCCAUCGCUGGAGGGUUUUCCGGACAGGGCAGAGGGAGCAGCGAGUGGACAUGACUGUCAUUGAGCCCUAUAAGAAAGUCCUAUCUCAUGGAGGUUACCAUGGUGAGGGCCUCAAUGCUGUCAUCCUCUUUGCUUCCUGUUAUCUACCCAGAAGCAGCAUUCCCAACUAUACCUAUGUCAUGGAACACUUAUUUAGGUAUAUGGUGGGAACUCUGGAGCUGCUGGUAGCAGAAAAUUAUCUGCUUGUUCAUUUGAAUGGAGGCACAAGCAGGGCUCAAGUUCCACCUCUGAGCUGGAUACGCCAGUGUUACCGGACUCUGGAUCGGCGGCUAAGGAAAAACCUGCGUGCCCUGGUGGUUGUCCAUGCCACGUGGUAUAUGAAGGCAUGCCUGGCACUGCUUCGGCCCUUCAUCAGUUCCAAGUUCACACGAAAAAUUCGUUUUCUGAACAACCUGGGAGAACUGGGCCAACUCAUCUCCUUGGAUCAGGUCCACAUCCCAGAAGCUGUCAGACGGCUGGACCAGGAUCUCCAUGACUCAGGAAGGACCUAGCCUGGGAUUGGAAUAAAAGGCCUUAGAACCAAGCAAAGAUAUCAGCCUGCCUACACCUUUACCCCUGAAACAUCUAAGCUGUUUUGUAAAUCAUCUCGUCGUCAGCCGCAGUACCACGGGAUCUUCAUGUCUCAGUGUGUCUGUCAUUCCUCCCCAGGCCUUGCCUUCCAAGCAGAGCUUGAGGUCUGGAACCGAUCUGCUGGUGACUUUCAUUUCAGCAAGGAGUGGUCUUUUGUAUGGGCCAGUGCAAAGCUGUGGGUCUUCUCCUGCUUUAGCUGUAGAACCUGGGGCAGUCACUUCAUCUCCAGGAGUCAUCUGCAUCCUCUGAAAGGAAGCGGCUGAGAUCUCUCCACCUGGGGGGCCAUGGGAAGAGCAGGGCUUCACUGAGCACAGCCAGCCUGCCUGUGGGAGCCAGCAAGGGGUCCACGCCCCUCCCCCUGGUGAUCCCCCUCGCCCCCCCAAAGCCUGGUGAACCGCUGUCUGCCGCUUAUUCCUUCUUAGUCAUGUCUGCUGCCUGUGAGCCUGGGAAGGAGUGUUUUCAAAACCUUUCUUUAGUCAAUCCAGAUGGGUAGUGUCAAUAAAUUGCGAGAGAUUGAAGCUGUG